Limanda limanda (common dab) is the source of this 1325-nucleotide messenger RNA. It is a transcript of the gene miip, whose product is annotated as migration and invasion inhibitory protein. The record is from RefSeq and is a predicted model, not a curated record. Lineage: Eukaryota; Metazoa; Chordata; Actinopteri; Pleuronectiformes; Pleuronectidae. The transcript is spliced from 9 exons. The coding region runs from base 1 to 1161 and encodes 386 amino acids. Gene Ontology annotation, biological process: negative regulation of G2/M transition of mitotic cell cycle; negative regulation of cell migration.
AUGUCUUCCAAUGAGCCAGAGGUCGUUCUACGAGAGCGUAACAAAGAUCUACUGAAGCAGCUGAAGCAGCAGAGAGAGAAACUGGAGCAGGUGAGCGGCUGCAGCCGGAAGAGGGACCGAGAGGACGAGGCGGAGGAGAGGAGAAAGCCCGGGGGGACGGGGCCUGGGACCGGUGGAGGCCGAGGUCCUGCCAGGGAUGCCCCCACCAGACCCACCGUGACCAGGCCCACCUCCACCAGACCCACCCUCACCAAACCCUCCAUCACCAACAUUCAUGGAUUCAUCUGUUCCUCAGAAUGUGCCGACUCGUCAGACGUUCUCCAUGACAGGGAAAGACAUCUUCAAAUCCAGGACAGGCUGCAGGACACAACAUCACACACGACCAAGGCCUGUUCAGUGAAGAACCACAAAGAAGAUAGUGAGGAGCUGAGCCCAGUCACAUUGGACGAAUGUGUAGAGACCCAUGUGUCUGACAGGCAUCAUUUGCAGCCCUUGCUUGGAUAUGACUGGAUAGCAGGAGUCCUUGAUGCCGAGGACACGUUUGUAGAGCGCUCUGACGAAUUCUUCAACGAUCUCCGCAAUUUCCGAUCACUCCACAAGGAUGAGUGUGUCCAGAGCCCACAAGCAGAAUUAUCUGUGGAGAACCAUUCAGGGAUGACGCUGCUAACAGACAAGGAUGAAACAGAAACCAACACAGACACUCAUCAGUGUACAUUCUCUUACAGGAUUAACAGUAGACUGUUCCCUGUCCCGCUUCACCAUCAGGAGUGCUGUCCUGUCUGCAAAAGGCCCAAGUCCUCUCACCCUCACACUACCGCUGAACCAGCUCUUAUCAGGGUCAGCAUCCCUCGCUCCACUCUCUUGCCAGCAUACAAGUACAAAGCCCACCGGCGAUGUAGCUUUGACUCUGCUGAUAGUUUGGGGUUACCUUCGCACUGUCUCUCAGGCUGGUCCCACUCAGGUCAGAGCACCCUGCCAUCCCCCAGCAAACUCGACCUGCGGAGCAGUUUGAAUACGAAGAACAAUGAACCUGAGAAUCUCUCUGUGCCUGUGAACCAGAUCUCUGACCAGAUAUCAAAUGUGUCAAAGUUGGCACGUCACAACUUCCAACACUUCUCUCCCAGGAAUAAAAUGGGAAGCACAUCGUACCCAGGAUGCUGACGAAUGAAAACUGUUUUAAGUGAUCACUGUUUAUACUGUGAGCCAAUAGACACCAUCCAAGAUGAUUUUCCAUGGAUAAUGAGGGAAGACAUGACAGCUCCCCAAAAAUGAAGCCGAAGCAUCUUGAUGCCAGGUGGCUGGCUGCAGAGUUCAAAGUUUAUGUC